AUGUGCAGCGUCGUUUCCCUGUCCCUUCUGAUACUCAACAAAUCCAAGCAUGUCCGCGUCAUCAUUCGCACUCGACCGACCUCCGAGUUUGCACAGGACAUUAUACGCUUUGGCGAUGAUCAUAAGGCACGCAAUGAGGGCGGGUACAUCAACAACCAGCAAGAGAACUGGGACUUCAAGUUCGACAACAUUCUGCAUAACGCGUCGCAAGAAACCGUUUACGAGGAUUGCGGAACCUCCAUCGUGAAAGGUCUUCUCGAAGGAUACAAUGGCACGAUUCUGGCAUAUGGACAGACAGGCGCUGGAAAGACUUUCACCAUGCAACACCGAGGACUGAUUCCCCGGACCAUCUCACAUAUCUACCGCGAAAUUGCCGAUCGCCCACAGUUUGCCUUCACCGUUCGCGUGAGCUAUCUGGAGAUCUACAACGAGAAUAUGGGCGACCUUUUGUCGACGUUGUCUACAAAUUCAAAUGAGGGCAUACUGACGGUGGUGGAGGAAAAAGGCGGUAGGUGGUCGAUCCGUGCCGGAGCCUCGUACGUCAAGGGAUUGACAAUGCCUAUCACCAAUAACGAGGAGGAGGCUCUGAACUAUCUGUUCGAAGGCGAGACCAACCGGGCCAUCGCCGAGCAUCAGAUGAACAAAGGGUCCACGCGCUCGCACUGUAUCUUUACCAUUUACAUCGAGUCGCGCUCCCGGGUCGAGUCUUCAGAGAAGGUCAUGUACUCCAAGCUUAACCUUGUGGACUUGGCUGGCUCCGAACGGCUGUCGAAAACCCAAACAUCUGGGGUGUCUCUGAAAGAAGCCAUGCACAUCAACAAGUCCUUGACCUUCCUGGAACAGGUCAUCAUAGCGUUGGCAGACAAGAAACGAGAUCAUGUCCCAUAUCGCCAGUCGAAGCUCACCAAUGUCCUUCGCGACGCUCUUGGUGGAAAUUGCAACACACUGAUGAUCGCCAACAUCUGGGGUGAAAAGGAGCAUAUCGAAGAAACCAUUUCGACACUUCGGUUUGCGACCCGGAUGAUGUGUGUCACCAACACACCAGAGCUGAAUGUGCAGUACGAUCCUCUUGCCCUCAUCAAAAAGUAUGAGAAUCAGAUCCGAGAACUCAAACAGGAGCUCGCCAUGCACGAUACGCUCGCCAGUCGCUCACAUGUCCAAUACGAGCCAUUUACCGAAACGCAAAGGUUUGAGCUUCAGAAGACGCUCAAGUCCUUCAUUGAGAAGGACGACGAGGAUAUCGAGAUCAUCAACUUGCGACAGAUCCGUGAAAUCCUGAAUCAGUUCAAGAUUAUGUACAAGAAUCUCGAGGCCGAGCUUGAAGACGUCAACCGGCACCCACGAAAUACAAUCAGUACUUUUACCUCGAUCCAAGAUCGAGCACCGGCCGCCGAUAGCGAGCUCCAGAGUCGAAGCAACGACCUUGACAAAGACGACGGCGUCGGGGACAUGGAAGGAAACGGAUUCAAUGUUGGAUUGGCGCCGAUGGGUGGUCGUGGCGGGGCGCCCAGCAAAACCUCGAACAAGGACAAGAAAGGGGCUGGUGGGAAGCGAUUGUCCAAGCUGGUUCCGAAUGCCGUGCACCACGAGCCUGGGGAUGACGAAUCGCUGAAAGACGGUUACAACAAGAACCGUCUGCUUCCACCUCCAAGCCGUGCCGACGAGUUCGAAUCCUUCAAGAAGGGCAAGGGCAUGGAGAUGAACCGAAUUCUCAACGAAAACAAAGCGGUGCUGAAGGACAAGAAAAAAGGCGCCAGAGACAUGGCCGAGAUUGUCAACAAUCUCAAGCAUCAGAUUGACGAAGUCAAGGAAAGCAUCGGGCGCAAGAAAGUGGAACGAACCCGUGGUUAUCCAAAUGACAAGCUGGGCGAUAACGUCAUCAUCGACGAGGAGGAGUAUACGCUGCUGAACACGCUCAAGCAACUCAAGGCCCAGUAUCGCGAGCAAUUCGAUCAGCUCAAGCACACCCGGUCCGACAUUGAAUACUGCACUCGCCUGGUCGACCAGUGCCGCCAGAAGCUCAUGUCUGAGUUCGAACAGUGGUAUGAGGCGACAUACGGUGCCCAGCUCGCUGACGUCGACGGCGAUGUCAUGGACAUUGGUGAAAAGUUUGAGAGACUGCAGAUGGAGCGAAUGUCUCAAGAGGAUCCUGAUUCGCUGCCAUACUACAAUGCAAAGCGGCGGACCUUGAAGGUGAGUGCGACCGAGACGCCCAGCCAAAGCUCGGCCUCCAACUCUCCAUGA
Messenger RNA from Polychytrium aggregatum, 2244 nucleotides. Its product is annotated as P-loop containing nucleoside triphosphate hydrolase protein. Gene Ontology annotation, biological process: microtubule-based movement. NCBI's taxonomy places the organism in Eukaryota, Fungi, Chytridiomycota, Chytridiomycetes, Polychytriales. The coding region runs from base 1 to 2244 and encodes 747 amino acids. The record is from RefSeq and is a predicted model, not a curated record. Gene Ontology annotation, molecular function: microtubule binding; ATP binding; microtubule motor activity. The transcript has 16 exons.